Molecule: messenger RNA, 898 nt
Organism: Lathyrus oleraceus (garden pea)
Lineage: Eukaryota; Viridiplantae; Streptophyta; Magnoliopsida; Fabales; Fabaceae
Product: putative germin-like protein 2-1
Exons: 2
Coding region: 86-748 (220 amino acids)
Molecular function (GO): manganese ion binding
Source: RefSeq, a predicted model, not a curated record
GUUAUAAAUAGUCUCUUCCUAUGUCUCCAAAAUCUCAUCAUUCAUAAACAUACAGAAGCAAAUAUACACAAACAAAGAGAGCAAUAUGAAGAGUAGUUACUUGUUUUUAACAGCCUUCUUGGCCUUAGCAUCUUGUGCCUUAGCAUUUGAUCCCAGCCCUCUACAAGAUUUUUGUGUAGCAAUCAAUGACACAAAGAAUGGUGUGUUUGUUAAUGGAAAAUUCUGCAAAGAUCCAAAACUCGCUACUGCAAAUGAUUUCUUUUUCUCAGUGAAAGAAGGAAACACGUCGAAUUCACUUGGUUCAAAAGUGACACCAGUUACUGUUAAUGAGAUAUUAGGAUUAAACACUCUUGGUAUUUCUCUUGCUCGCAUUGACUUUGCACCUAGGGGACUAAAUCCUCCACAUACUCAUCCAAGAGGUACUGAGAUUCUUAUAGUUUUGGAGGGUACUCUCUACGUUGGUUUUGUUACUUCUAACCCACAAAAUCGUCUCAUCACUAAAGUACUUAACAAAGGAGAUGUGUUUGUGUUUCCUAUUGGUCUCAUUCACUUCCAGUUGAAUGUGGGAUAUGGAAAUGCAGUUGCCAUUGGUGGACUUAGCAGUCAGAAUCCAGGAGUUAUCACAAUUGCUAAUGCUGUAUUUGGUUCUAAUCCAGAAAUUUCAUCAGAAGUUCUUACAAAGGCUUUUCAAGUUGACAAUAAGAUAGUUGACAAUCUUCAGAAACAGUUUUGGUUUGACAACAACUAGAGUUGCAACUUGUGAUAUGUGCUUAGUUUUGUUUUUUAUUUUAUCUUUUGACAUUGUGAUAUUUAUUAUAAGACACUAAGAAAAUAAAAUGUUAGGUAAGAUGUAACUUAUAUUUAUAUUAAAUCAUUUGAAUAAAAAAAUUGUUUUCCA